Molecule: messenger RNA, 4552 nt
Organism: Fulmarus glacialis (Northern fulmar)
Lineage: Eukaryota; Metazoa; Chordata; Aves; Procellariiformes; Procellariidae
Gene: PREX1
Product: phosphatidylinositol-3,4,5-trisphosphate-dependent Rac exchange factor 1
Exons: 30
Coding region: 1-3906 (1301 amino acids)
Biological process (GO): intracellular signal transduction
Molecular function (GO): protein binding
Source: RefSeq, a predicted model, not a curated record
AUGGUGGGAAAAGCCACGGAUAGGAGAUCUGGAUCUUCUGCAGAGCAUUUCCUCCAGAAACGUAGGAAAUCGAGCCACCUAGUAGAGGUAUCAUCACUUAUAACAGUUUUCACACUUGGUUCAAGGAGUCUCCCGUGGUUGGCUGAUGACUUGCAGAGGCAUGUGUCUGCUUAUAUUCAGAGGAAAAAAGCUAAUUGUUUCUGUUGUGCUUCCCUUUGCAGUGAGUUUGUAUCAUGGCUUACAGAGAUUGGAGAGAUAAGCAAACCAGAGGAGGGGGUCAACCUGGGACAGGCACUAUUGGAAAAUGGAAUCAUUCAUCAUGUUUCAGAUAAGCACCAGUUUAAGAAUGAGCAGGUGAUGUACAGAUUUCGCUAUGAUGAUGGAACAUACAAGCCAAGAAGUGAAUUGGAAGACAUCAUGUCCAAGGGUGUGAGGCUCUACUGCCGACUACACUGCCUAUAUACUCCAGUGGUAAAAGACCGUGACUACCACCUAAAGACCUACAAAUCAGUAAUCCCUGCAAGUAAACUAGUGGAUUGGCUUAUUGCGCAGGGAGAUUGUCAGACUCGGGAGGAAGCUGUCGCACUGGGUGUUGGACUCUGCAAUAACGGCUUCAUGCAUCAUGUCCUGGAGAAAAGUGAAUUUAAGGAUGAAUCCUUAUAUUUCCGCUUUUAUGCUGAUGAGGAGAUGGAAGGUACCAGUUCCAAGAGCAAACAAUUACGUAAUGACUUCAAGCUUGUGGAAAACAUCCUGGGAAAGAGGAUUUUGCCAGAAGAGGAUGACUACGGAUUUGACAUGGAAGAAAAGAACAAAGCAAUCGUGGUGAAGUCAGUUCGACGAGGGUCUUCUGCAGAGAUGGCUGGCCUGCAGAUGGGCAGAAAAAUCUAUUCCAUCAAUGAGGACUUAAUAUUCCUACGCCCGUUUUCAGAAGUGGAAACCAUCUUAAACCAGUCCUUCUGCUCACGAAGGCCGCUUAGACUUCUGGUAGCCACCAAAUCAAAAGAGAUUAUUAAAAUCCCAGAUUGUCCUGAAGCACUUUGCUUUCAGAUACGGGGAGCAGCACCACCAUAUGUUCAUGCAGUAGGAAGAGGUUCUGACGCUGCAGCUGUCGGCCUUCAUCCAGGGCAGUGUAUUUUGAAAGUUAAUGGGAAUAAUGCAACACGUGGAAAUUAUAUGGAAGUUCUGGAGCACUUUACAGCCUACAGGACCAGACAACAGGAAGCACUGGGAUUGUACCAGUGGGUAUACAGAACACAUGAAGAUGCUGAGGAGGACAGAGUUCAGCAAGCAGCAUCCACUGCAUAUCUGAAUGGCCGUCAUCCUGGCUCCAGCAAAGACGACUCUUCACUGGAAGGAGGUGCAGAAUUGGAUCCCCUUCAAAAUAGCCAACAGGAAUCAGCCCAGACACCACAGACCAUCACCCCUCCACUGAUCAUUGGUGAAGAAACACCUCUCAUUAGCCUGACUGUGGAUAACACCCACCUGGAGCAUGGGGUGGUGUAUGAAUAUGUCAGCAGCGCAGGAAUCAAAUCCUUUGUCCUGGAGAAAAUUGUGGAACCAAAAGGUUGCUUCAGUCUCACUGCAAAGAUUUUAGAAGCCUUUGCUGCAGAGGACAAUCACUUCGUAAGGAAUUGCAAAAGACUCAUAUCCCUAAGCAGUGCUGUGGCUACCAUGCCCCAGUAUGAAUUCCGGCAAAUCUGUGACACUAAGCUGGAAAGCAUUAGCAGAAGGCUCACAAACUACCAAGAGUUUGCAGAUGAAUUGAAAACAAAGGUGAGCCCAGCCUUCAAACAAGCCAUCAUGGAACCACAUUCCCUCAACAGCAUGGAUUUCUGCCCCACCAACUGCCAUGUUAACCUCAUGGAGGUAUCAUACCCCAAAAACACUACCUCAGCAGGGAGGUCAUUCAGCAUUCGCAUUGGACGGAAGCCCUCUAUUAUUGGUCUUGAUCCAGAACAAGGUACCUUAAAUCCAGUCUCAUAUACUCAACAUUGCAUCACCACUAUGGCUGCACCAUCCUGGAGAUGUCUGACCCUAGAAGAUGGAGACCUUGAUGGUAGCUUUGGCCAGCAGAAUGGAGGAACAAUUCAAGAUGAAAGGGGACUCAGUUUUCUGCUGAAACAGGAAGAUCGGGAGAUACAGGACUCAUACUUGCACCUUUUUAACAAACUUGACAUUGCAGUGAAGGAAAUGAAGCAAUAUGUCAUUCAGAUAAAUAAACUUUUGUCCACCAUAACAGAACCUACAGAAGGUGGUGCCUGUGAGCCACCAUCUACUGAGGAGACAUCUCCACCUUCCCUGGGAACAGAAGAGAGUGAUCCUGACAAAGCUGAGCAUGGUGGAAUCAAGAAGGUCUGUUUCAAAGUUUCUGAGGAGGACCAGGAAGACUCUGGGCAUGACACAAUGAGUUUCAGAGACUCCUACAGUGAAUGUAACAGUAACCGGGACUCAGUAUUGUCGUACACCAGUGUACGGAGUAAUAGCUCUUACCUGGGUAGUGAUGAGAUGGGAUCAGGAGAUGAGCUUCCCAAUGAUAUGAGGAUUCCUUUAGACAAGCAAGACAAACUUCAUGGCUGUCUGGAACAUCUUUUUAACCAGGUUGAUGCUAUCAAUGCACUUCUAAAAGGACCAGUAAUAACUAAGGCCUUUGAAGAAACCAAGCACUUUCCAAUGGACCACAGUUUGCAAGAAUUUAAACAGAAGGAAGAAACCACAGUUAGGUGCCGGAAUAAUAUUCAAGCCAGCAUUCAGGAAGACCCAUGGAACCUUCCAUUGCGCAUCAAGAACCUUGUUGAAAUCAUACAAAAACAUGUGGAAGAUGGGAAGAAUCAGCUGCUUUUGGCCUUGUUAAAAUGCGCAGAUACUGAGCUACAGCUGAGACGUGAUUCCAUCUUCUGUCAGUCUCUUGUGGCUGCUAUUUGCACCUUUUCAGAGCAGUUACUGGCAGCUCUCAACUAUCGAUACAACAACAAUGGGGAAUACGAAGAGAGCAGCAGAGACGCCAGCAGAAAAUGGCUGGAACAGAUAGCAGCCACUGGUGUUUUACUAAACUACCAGUCUCUUCUCUCCCCCGCUGUGAAGGAGGAGCGUACCAUGCUGGAAGAUAUCCAGGUCACUCUGACUGAACUGGACAAAGUUGCCUUCUAUUUCAAGCAGCUGGAUGAAAGUCUUGUAGCAAAUACUCAUGUCUUCUACCACAUCGAAGGAAGUCGUCAGGCCUUGAAGGUUAUCUUUUAUCUUGACAGCUACUACUUCUCCAAACUGCCUUCUCGGUUUCAGAAUGGGGGCAGCUUGAAACUGCACACGGUGCUCUUUACAAAAGCUCUGGAGAGUAUGGAGGGGCAAUCACAACCAGCUGGCUCAUCUCUAGAAGAACUUCCACAGCUAAUUAAUGGUAUUUCACUUGAAAAAGUGCAGCAAUACUACCGUAAACUCAGGACAUUUUACCUAGAGAGAUCAAACUUGCCCACUGAUUCCAAUACUACUGCAGUGAAGAUUGACCAGCUUAUUCGCCCCAUUAAUGCAAUGGAUGAGCUGUGCAGGCUGAUGAAGUCUUUCAUUAAUACAAAACCAACCCAGUCAGGAUAUUCUAGCAGUAACACAUCAGGAGCUGGCCUGCUACCUAUAUCUUCUGAGCUCUGUUAUCGACUUGGAGCCUGUCAGAUUACUAUGUGCGGCACUGGGAUGCAGAGAAGUACAUUGAGUGUGUCCCUGGAGCAAGCAGCCAUACUGGCUCGAAGUCAUGGACUUUUGCCCAAGUGUAUCAUGCAAGCUACAGACAUCAUGCGAAAGCAAGGACCAAGGGUUGAAAUCUCUGCCAAGAAUCUGAAAGUGAUGGACCAAAUGCCACAGUGUGCACCUCGACUCUAUAGGUUGUGCCAGCCACCUACAGAUGGGGAUUUAUAGAAGUGAGAGAGGCACCUACAUCGCAGCAUCCUUAAAGCAUUCAACUAUGAGCAGCCCUGUCUGAGGACCCAUGCUAACUGACACUGAUGGCGCUGAAUCAAGAGAGGAAGAGAUAUUGCUCUGGUUUAGUAGGAGAUGAACCUGCUGGACCCAGGCACCAAGAAUCUGCCUUUGAACUCCUGCAGCACCUGCAGGGAUUCUUGUAUUGCUUUGACUUCUUGAAGAAAUUCUUGAAACAAACACCAUAGAGCUAAGAUGGAUGUUACUGCCAUUUGCUAGAUGCCUGGAAAAGUGACAAUUAUAUUUCAAGAAAGCGCAGUUUUACUGAUGACUUGUUUGUGCUGCCACCUAGAAGUUGUGGACUUCAAGAGACGGUUAAAAAAAUCCAGAAUAACGCAUAUCUCUCUCCCUGUACUGCAUCUGGCAUCCAUUUAAUUGCCAGCAUAAUUUUGAUCAGCGUCCUUGAGCAGUAGCUUCAUAAACACCACUUUUUCAUGAACUGACCUGCACUUUUGAACAACGAAUAGCACAAUCUAUGGUUUAUUCAAAUACGAACAUAAAGAAUUUCUUCUGGAAACUUUCCACUUCAGCCCAGUGAGAACCAAUCUCUCUAUGCUGCAGAGUAUACAUUCCAUAAUACUUCUUA